Cydia pomonella (codling moth) is the source of this 7335-nucleotide messenger RNA. RefSeq names its product forkhead box protein K1 (gene FoxK). The record is from RefSeq and is a predicted model, not a curated record. Bases 529 to 2121 code for a protein of 530 amino acids. The transcript is spliced from 11 exons. Lineage: Eukaryota; Metazoa; Arthropoda; Insecta; Lepidoptera; Tortricidae. Gene Ontology annotation, biological process: regulation of transcription by RNA polymerase II. Gene Ontology annotation, molecular function: DNA-binding transcription factor activity, RNA polymerase II-specific; RNA polymerase II cis-regulatory region sequence-specific DNA binding; protein binding.
GUACGGUGUAAAUCAUCAACGGAUACUGCGCGUAUCGAAACCACGAAAUGUUGUUUGUUGUGAUUUCGUGCAGAUGGCGCAACGAUCUCAUAAACUGCGUAUCUCAAACUGACGUUUUGGUUAUUUUUGUUCUCGCCUCGUGUUUACUUUAGUGUCUAAUUUCGGUCCAAUUGCGAAAAAUUUGUUGUGCAACAACACUUCAAUCAAUAUUUCGAUCAUACACGGAAUCGCCAUACAGAAUAGUAUCGAUCCGCAGUUCCCGACUAGGUAUAUGUAUACAGUAUCACGUGGUGGUGUGGUGGUUUAUAUAAUUCUUGUUUACCGCACAAGUCGAAACUUUGCGCAUGUGCGUCCCGUCAGUAACCUCAAAUCGUAGAACGGGCUCGGAGUCGGCAGGUUCCGGACAUCCGGGUCGCGGAGCAGCGGAUCCGGCACGCGUGUGAACUUGUGAUGUGCCCUUGUGCCAGCAGUGGCAGUGCGCGCCCCGCGUGUGGACCGAAGCGCUGGUGAUACUCGCGCGCGCCUGACAUGGCCCAGACUCAGUUCUCGCGGAGCUCGGAGAGCGACGCGUGGGCGCUGCUCUCGCUCAAGUCGCCCCCGUCGCCUUCGAAAGUGCAGUGGGCCCAGGAGCCGGCUCCGGUGGCCAUCGCGCGGCUCGACGGGAGAGACUUUGAGUACUUGAUCCGGCAAAAGCGCGUGGUGAUCGGGCGCAACUCUAGCCGGGGUGAAGUGGAUGUUAACAUGGGACACUCGAGUUUUAUAUCUCGGCGUCAUUUGGAGUUGUUCUACGAUCAGCCAGAGUUCUAUCUGACGUGCAACAGCAAGAACGGCGUGCUGGUGGACGGCGUGUUCCAGCGGAAGGGCUCUGCGCCGAUGCUGCUGCCCAAGAGAUGCACGCUACGUUUCCCUUCCACGAACAUCCGCCUGGACUUCCAGUCGUUAGUAGAAGAGAGCGGUGGCGGGGCGGGGGGCAGUUCCGGCGCUACGCUGCCGCCGCUGCGCAUCACCAUUCCCGUCGACAACGAUGGCCGCAGCCCCGCGCCUUCGCCUACUGGCACAAUAAGCGCAGCGAACAGUUGUCCGACAUCCCCCCGCGGCGCCGGCUCCUCGGGGCGGCGGCACGCGGACCUGGGCCUAGUGGCGCAGCAUUAUGCCGAGCUGGCGCAACGACCCACCUCCAAUGGCACUGCUGCCUCCACUACGUCGGACUCGGGCUACAGCAGCCGCGACGUGCGCGAGCGCGACCGCGACCACCGCGAGCGCGACCACCGGGAUGACGCCAAGCCACCCUACAGCUACGCGCAGCUCAUCGUCCAAGCUGUCGCUUCAGCGCCGGACAAACAGCUAACGCUUAGCGGGAUCUACAGCUAUAUAACGAAGCAUUAUCCUUAUUAUCGCACGGCCGAUAAAGGCUGGCAGAAUUCUAUACGUCACAACUUAUCACUUAACAGAUACUUUAUAAAAGUCCCGCGCAGCCAGGAGGAGCCAGGCAAGGGCAGCUUCUGGCGCAUCGACCCGCAGAGCGAGGGCAAGCUCAUCGAGCUCGCCUUCCGGCCGCGCCGGCCGCGCGGCGUGCAGUUCCGCGCGCCCUUCGGCCUCUCCUCCAGGAGCGCGCCCACGUCGCCGUCGCAGGUGGGCGUGUCGGGGCUGGUGACGCCCGAGGAGCUGUCCCGCGAGCCCACCCCCGACCUCUUCACCUCGGAGGACCACGACCAGAGCGGGCAGCAGCGGUUGAACAACUCCGGGUCGCAAGCGGCGCAGUACCUGUUCUCGGGCCGCAGCGGCGUCAGCCAGAGCGCGCCCGGCUCGCCAGGGCACGGCAUCUCGUACAGCGCGGGCAGCAGCGGGCUGGUGGUGGCGGGGCACCAGAUCACCGUCGUCACCAACGGCGCCGGCGGCGAGCGGGAAGAGAAGUACGUGGUGGGCACGAGCACGGGCGGGCUGGUGUCCAUCCAGGAGGAGGACGCGCUGCAGCACGAGCCCUACCUGCAGGGCAGGUACUCGGGCGACAUGGAGGCGCUGGCCGGCGAGCUGGUGAUCGAGGCGGCGCCGCUGGAGCCGCCGCACAAGCGCCACCGCCACCGUGACGUGUCGGAGGCGGAGGAGCGGCGCGCGUAUUGACGCGCGGCGCGGUGAGCGGAGGGCUGCGGCGCGCCGGGCGGGCCCUACACGAGCCUUAACCUUGUGAAAACGUUUCUUAGGAACCUCGCCUUUAUUACUUCCACACUAUUUUGCGUCAAAUUUAAACGGCGAGGCGCGGCUUUAAUAGAGCCAGAAUUGAGAAUUAUCUCGAACUAGAGUUCGCCAGUCUCGCAGUACAAUCCUCAGAAGUAAGCUCCGCGGUGAAGUGCCGACCGCUCGGGACCGUCGGAAUGGCACGUGGUUCGACCCGGUACGGUGGCAAUAAUAAGGUGAUAGGGUAAUUUAAAUCUGGAAUUUCGAUAUGCAUAACCGACGAGGGAACGCCGUGGACAGUGUUGAGAGUGAUUUUAGUUUACGCGUAAGUAAUGCAGUAGUAUGAUCUACGGAUGUCUUUUUCGUUUGUUUUUUAUAGUUCUGGACUCGAGUGCAUAGUUUGACAGUUGUAAACGUCGAUUUGACUUUUUUUAAUUAUACGCUUGCAGUGACUAUGUGUAGUCAGCUUCAAAAAUAUGCAACCGGCGGGAGGCCGGGCUUCUAAAUUAUAUUCUCAUAUUUCUGAAGCUGGCUUAAACAUUUUAAAAUUAAAGUACUAAGUGCAAUGAUUUAUUAUAAUUUAUGGAUAAGUUUAGUUAGAAAUAAAUGUGUAACCGAUCAUUGUUGCUUAUUUGAUUAGGAACUACUUAAAUUAAUAGAAACUCAUUUGUAGACGGAAUAACAUUUUUAUUUAAUCGAUCGAAUAUUUUAAGUGCUAAUUUAAUUUUUUAUGUCCUAAAAGUGUGGUUGAAUGGAAACUUAGGGUUUAGUUAUUUGUGUGUAUCCGAGCCUUCUUCGCGUGACUACGUAUCGACAGAAACGAUCGAUGAAAUUAACGAAGUGAUAAUCUUCAAAAAUCAUUAAUAAAAUUGUUUAACAUAAUCAAUGAAUUUGGCACGCGAGUACAACAUUUUUAUAAAAAGCGUUUUCGAGUUUUUCCCUUUCUAGAUAAAUUUACAAUUGCGUAAUAUUAAUAUUCCCCAGUUGAAGUUUGUAAAAAUUAAUUCUUGUAAAGAAUUUGAUUAUUACAAUAAAGUAAUAACCUAAGUCAUGAAUUUGGAAUCGCCUUAAAUCGGCCAUUGUAUUUUUACCCUAUCAACCCUUUCGAUGUAAGAUUUAGGAAUAAAAUUAAAGCAAUAGAAAUAUUUUUGAUGUCUCAAAUUAUAAUAACCAACGAAGCAAUUUAGCAAUAAAAUGGCUGAUUCAUUUGCAUAUAGCAAAUCUAUAAAGUAACAUAUUAUUUAUCUUCGAUCAUUAGGCGGGUCCACACAGAGCGAGCAUACGCGCGUGGCAAUUUCCUCGCGCACAAAACGGCCACUGUAGACGUGCCUCGGCGGGAAACGCGCGUGCCGCUUCGGCCGAGGCACGCCUACAGUGCCGUUUUGCGCACGAGGAAAUUGCCUCGCGCGUGAGCUCGCUCUGUGUGGACUCGCCUAUUCGUGUAUGGCCUCUGAAUCUUAGACAGUGGUAGCAGAACAGUACAUCUGACAUGUCUGAAGUUCCAACUAUGCAAAAUUUUAAGUCGGGAAUCGUAGACGUUGGCCUUUCACUACUGAGUGGUGUGAUUUAAGACAUUGUGUCCUGAUCUAACGGAUAGAUAUUAUACAGUACAGUUUGCUUUGAUUAAGUUGAGUGGUACUGUCAAAAAAUUUAUUGAAAUAUUUUGAUUAUUUCUAUGUUCGUAAAUAAUACAAUCGUUAUAUUUUAAAUUAUAUAUCUUUAUUUCGCUACACAGAACAGUUAAAAACGUAUAUUGUAGUCUUAAUAGUAGCAAGAUUUUUGCCAGUAAUUUGAUCGUGAACAGGCAAAAUAAUUUUAUAGAUAGGUGGAUAAUUAAAAAGAAAAUUCUAGCAAUUGUAGCUGUGCUCUAAGCCGGUGCCACCACAAAGGUUGGACGUACUUCAUAUAGAAUGUUAUUGCUUGAAGUUUGGUUCAUGUUGGGUGUUGUGACCAUGUCACUAAAAUUACGCAUUGCCAAAGCAAAACUGAUGGUGUCCCAUCUAAUUCUGUGUGUAGGACGCCUUAUCUUUGUUGAUACUAUUACUUUCUAAAGCUAGAACUUUCAAAAGAACGCUGGGCUUCAAAGGAAAUAUGCUUGAAAUAUUUAUAUCUCGAAUUUCUCGCAUUAUUAACCUAUGCAUGAUUGCAAAUGCCGGAAUUUUCUUCAAUACUUAUUAUAUUUGUAUAAUUUGUCGUAUUUUAAAGUGUAUAUUAAUAUUCAGGUAUUAGUAGGUAUAUAGUUUAUGUAAAGUUACGCAAUCAAAUAAAUAGUUCCUUUAUUUUGCCACGUAAUGCAAUUAAAUAGGUAUUUUAAGGUUCUAUCUUUUAUUUGUCUGUACGUCACUUUCAGAAUAAUACAAUUUCUAUAUAAACUGAGCCUCCUAAAGCAAUGUAGAUAGGUACAAGAAAAAUGCUGUUCUAUUUUUAAAUAUGUAUUAGCGAAAUAAGUAAUCAUAUAUAGAACUCCGUUAAACAAAGUUAAAGACCAGAGCACAUCGGCUACGUCUGCGUAUACGUGCACAUGCGCGUGCGCGAAAAUGUUGGAGCCGUGCACGCACACGUCACGCAAGCGGUGUGCCGUCGCUCGUAGGGAUCUGUAUAUUACUACGUGCACGAGUAUGCACACGCAUCCGGUGUGCACACACCUUAAAACCCGCUGAACGCUAUCAUAAGAAUCAAUCUUUCCAAUAAAAUACAAAAUGAUAGUACCUUGAAAUAUGCACAGUUUCUGCUGAAAAGAGCACUUUAUUUGAAUUAUUAACUUUGAUGUUUUGUGUUAAAUUAUUGCAACAGAGAAUAAUCUCAAAGCUAGUUCACUGUAACCGAUACACCAACUCCAUAGUACAUAUUAAGCUUAACACUGGUUAAUAAGAAUAAGAUAUUCUUAUACAUAAAACAUUUUUAUUAUUGUCAAGUAUAAUAACAAUGGGCCAUGGGUAUAAAUGAAUGUCCGGGUAUACAUAUAUGUGUGGCAACAGGCAGUUGAUAAAAUAGUAGCAUACAUCCACAUAAGUUCAAUCUUCAUAUAAUGUAAGAGAACUGGGUUAUGACGUUGUGUAACAGAUAUUUUCUUUAUUUUUCACACCUAACCUAACAAUACCUACUGUGAAAUGGUAUAGAUAUAUUUUAAUUUCAUAUAUGUAUAUGAAUGACGUCGAUCAAAUUAGUUACAAAAUAUGGCCGGCUUACCAGAUUACAUUGAUGAUAAUGACGUAUUUGUUGAAAUUAUACGAUCGAAUAUUAAUUAGGCGAUCGGUGACUUAAUCCGAAAUCGGUUCCCGAAAUAUAAAUCUAUUAUUACUUAAGUAUUUAACUUUUUUCACGCUUGAUUGGAAUGAGUCAUACACACAAUUAGGUUUCAAAUUGACUUUUCUAUUUCAAGUAUUUGAAAGAGCCUUAACGCCUUCAAUUUUGGCACAGGGCAACAUUUCUUCGGGAGUGUUAUAAGUAUGUUAUGCACUCCUAACGUAUCAAAAGAAAAUAGUAUCUCAAAACGGCGCUUUAUGCGAUGGGCGAAAUGCCAUCAACUAUCAAAAUUUCGAAUAAAUGGUAAGACGGCUUGAAGAACUUGUGAUUUAGUAUGUAUUGCACUUACGUUCGUGCGAAUGCUGUCAACAUUUUAAAGUAAUGUUAGCUGUAGAAUAUUUUAUUUAGCUUAGGUGUAUAGGCGGGAUUGAAUGAUGAAAGAUUAUUUUAGCAUUUAAAUAUGUGAAUUAUGUGAGAGGCUUAUUUGGCGUGAUUCCGUUUUUGGUCCCGUCUCGUUUUGUAUAAAUAGUAGGUCGGUAGGUGCAUGGUUUUGUCGUUUUUCGCUAAUUGUUCGCGGGUUGUUCGCUAUUUGACUCCGUUUUUACGGAUUAUCUCAUUUAUCGGAUUGAGUUUGAACAUAGUGAUAGUUUCAGGGCUAUUUGUAGGAAUUUCACCAACGUGUAAAUAUCGCAAUAAUAACAAUUUAAUUGCAAAUUACUCCUUAUUAAAUAGGUAAUUAAUAUUAUGAAAUCGUAUUGUUACCGGGGAGUAAAAGUAUCUUUAAAUUUUUAGCCCAGCUAAAAUGUUAACCUCCGUCAUAUAUGACGGCUAGGGGUCACUUGCCCCAUCCUGAGUCAGGCAAUAACUCGGGGUUAACCGGUUAAACCCGGAGUUAACGGUUCAGUUUAACCCUGUGUUACCAGUAUCUCCGAGUUAGUGGCUAACCUGGAUGGUGCAAGUGGAACUAAGAGCUUCAUCCACCUUAACCCGCGAAUAUUAAUAGCGGUUAACUAAGUCGCUAAGCUUGGCAGACUACCCUUGGGUAUGUGAAUCUUUUGUUCUGGUAAUUUGGGUUGAGUUAUGCCUCGAUACACAUACACGCUUUAAAGUAAUUUUACUUCGCUUUCCUGCAGUAAGCACUUUACCGAAUAGCCAUAAUGGCCUGAAAUCAAACUAUGUUAUACCUACGCGAUCCUUAUUCUUAAAAUGUCACGAAAAUUAAAAUUAUCGACCAAUGUCGCUUACCUUCUCUAAGGUAUAUCAAUGCGACGCUAAUCUCUCAAAUGUUUGGGAAAUAAAUUGUGCGCGGGUCAUAAUAUAGCAAAAUCGACUUAUGCAACAUCAGCUUUAAGUCGAUUUUCGCUGGGACAAUUUAAUCGGAAAGUCCUUUUAAGGAGGCAAAUGACUGAAAAAACAUGAGAAAGGACUCUGUGCUUGUUAUCAACGCUUUGACCGUAACACGUAGCUAUGAAGAAUAUAGGGGCCUAUCAACUUAUUCUGUGAGUGAUUAUUGUGACGUUUCUUGGAAAGAACUCAUACUAAUAAAACUUGAAGGUUGGUGGAUUUCUAAUCCAGUAAAACAAGUUUUAUACAGUUGUCAGAAAGAUAGAAACUUUGCAUAAACAGAAGAAAAAGUUGAUAGACCUAUAGCCACACUUAAGCAUGUAUAAAUAUGUAUAAACAUAUAUAAGAGCUAAAGGUAGAUUAAGUUCGCAACUAGCGUAUGAUAUAAGGCAUUUAAAAUGCCAAUAAUACUUUCGUGUCUAAAGUAAUGUAUUUAGUGUAUGCUGGUAUAUAAUUAAUUUUGUUGUGUAUAUUGCAUACUAUAACUCGGGAAGCUUCUUCCGGAUGGUUGUACCAAGACACUUGUCUGAAUAUUGACAAAUUUUAAGAAAUAAACGUAUUUUAAUCCUU